Messenger RNA from Saccoglossus kowalevskii, 1504 nucleotides. RefSeq names its product serine/threonine-protein kinase Kist-like. Gene Ontology annotation, biological process: regulation of protein export from nucleus; peptidyl-serine phosphorylation; positive regulation of translational initiation. Gene Ontology annotation, cellular component: nucleus; neuronal ribonucleoprotein granule. Lineage: Eukaryota; Metazoa; Hemichordata; Enteropneusta; Harrimaniidae. The record is from RefSeq and is a predicted model, not a curated record. Gene Ontology annotation, molecular function: protein serine/threonine kinase activity; ribonucleoprotein complex binding; ATP binding.
AUGUCUACUAAAGAAUUUGGUGAUUUUGCCAUCGGGGAUAUUCUAAACAAUGUCUGGUGUAUUGUAAGGACACUGGGUAAAGGAACAUGUUGUAUAGUGUAUGAAGUGAAGUCACAUGACUGUAUUGGUGCCGUCAAGGUUUACAAGAAAGAAGAGAAAUAUCUUCCAGUGUACUACAGAGAACUGAAUAUUUUACGCUUAUUACACAAGGAUGCUAAAAUUACCAGUAUAGUUAAACUCUACAGUCAUUUUAUACACAAAGGCCAUCCAUGUCUGGUAUUUGAGUUGCUACAUUUUGGAUUAAGACAGAUAAUCUAUAAGAACAAUGAUGACAGCUUAUCCCUGUAUGUCAUCCAAUCUUUAGCCAAGGAUUUACUCCAAUCUGUGGAUUAUAUUCACAGUAAAGGAUUAAUACAUGCUGAUAUUAAACCUGAUAAUCUACUUUGGUCUGUACAGGAUGGAUGUAUUAAAGUCAUAGACUUUGGUCUCUGUAUGCAACAAGGAAAUCAGGAAUAUUGUCAUCAAAUUCAAAGCCUUUGUUAUCAAUGUCCUGAAGCCAAACGAUGGAACACUUUUAUAUGUAAAAAUCCUGAAGUAUUCGUUGGUGGUCCUAUAUGUGGUCCAGCUGCAGAUAUAUGGACCAUUGGGUGUGUCUUGGUAUAUAUGUAUACAGCACAUAAAUUAUUUGGUAAAGAUGAUGUACCUGAGAAUGGAUGUGACAAAUGUCAGGUUUGUGAUUCCACUCUAAGAUGUGAGUAUGAAGUGUUAGUUGACUCUGUAAUUAAACCAAGACAACAUGAUGAUGACAUCCCAAAUCAAAAUGCAAUCAUGUCAGAUUUCAGAGAUCUAGUGCAAAGAAUGUUGUGUUGUCAUAGUGACCACAGAAUUACUGCAACUGAUGCCCUGCAUCAUCCAUUUUUUCAACAUCAUCUACAAGCCAGUUAUAAAGACAUGUUAUUAUUUCCGACACGAAUAUUGCGAUUACUCAAUACAGUGGAACAAAAAGACUUAGAUGAUGAGUAUCAAGAUAUUGUUGAUGAUAUUAAAGAAGAAUGUGAGAAAUAUGGGCAUGUUAAUAAAUUAGUGAUACCACGAUAUGGACAAGGAAUUGAUAAGGUGUAUAUUGAAUUUGAUGAUUCUACCAGCUGUGAAGAAGCACAGCAUUGCAUGAUGGGAAAAUACUUUAAUGGUAGAACUGUGAUUACAACAUACUUUCCAAUCAAGCUAUUCAAAGAUGGUGAUUAUUAUUAAUAAGUCUGGUAGGUGCAGUCAAUAUCUUUGAUCAGAAAUCUUUUCUACACUCAAUUCAACCCAUACUGUUGUCAAUAUCUCAUAAAUCCUUGCUGUACCAAACUCAGCCCACUUCUCUGGUCCAAAACCCAUAUUGACAAGAACUACUGUAAUAGACAAUGAUCAAAAACAACUUGAAUAUUACUUCAUUAUUUUUACUCAUGAAUAAUCAAAUCAUAACUUAAAUAAAUGGCUUGUUACCACUGAUUGAAAU